Thrips palmi is the source of this 1177-nucleotide messenger RNA. RefSeq names its product protein cornichon homolog 4 (gene cnir). Gene Ontology annotation, biological process: endoplasmic reticulum to Golgi vesicle-mediated transport. The coding region runs from base 178 to 648 and encodes 156 amino acids. Lineage: Eukaryota; Metazoa; Arthropoda; Insecta; Thysanoptera; Thripidae. The record is from RefSeq and is a predicted model, not a curated record. Gene Ontology annotation, cellular component: COPII-coated ER to Golgi transport vesicle; endoplasmic reticulum membrane. The transcript has 5 exons.
UGCCCGGCUGAUAACCUAAGUUCUGCGGUGAUAAGUGUUUGUUUACAUCUUGCACACUUCAAAGUUCACUUAAUUUCAUUUGCAUUCUGCGGUCGUCAUUUUGCUGAAAAUCAGCCUUCAGUUUCUGUUCUGUGGAACCUUUUUUUUUUCGUCGGAUCCCAUUGCUCAAAUUUCAACAUGAUUUUCUCAGACCCAGUACUAUUUGCCGUAUGCAUGCUGGAGACCGGUGCUGCCCUUUUCCUAUUGGUGUAUUUUAUUAUAACUCUGUCAGAUCUUGAAUGCGACUAUCUCAAUGCACAACAGUGUUGUUCAACUCUUAAUCAAUAUGUUAUCCCAAAAAUGGUUGGGCAUUUGUCAAUGACAGCAAUUUUGCUUUUACACGGACAUUGGGUUUUAUUUCUUACCGCUCUUCCAAUAGCUCUGUGGAUAUUGUAUGAAUAUUUUAAAGUACCUGCCGGAAACCCAGGUGUAUAUGAUCCCACAGAAAUUCAUAACAGAGGGCAAUUGAAAAGACACAUGCGUGAUUCCCUCAUUCAUCUUGGUUACAACCUUUUAGCAUUCUUCAUGUAUUUGUACUGCAUGAUUAUCUCCAUUUUAAAAGAUAAUCCAAUUAAACAACGUGAUGAUGAAAUCCAGACUGACUUCUAGAAUUGUUCAUUUGAAGGUAAUCUCUGUUUUCUAUUGGUUAUCAUUCCAGCUUCAAAGUACCUUAGUACCUUGACAAGCUAAUUUUAAAGAGGCUUAAUUCUCUGACAUUCCAUUCGAUUCAUUUUUUUUCAAUUUGUAUUCUCCAGCCUGUCUCAGAGGAAGGAGGGUAAAAGUGUCGUUCGUAUAUAUUUUGCUUUUCACCUUCAUUGAGGUACUUUGAUAUACUGUGUGUAGAUUUGCUAUAACGUAUUAAAUUAAACAAAAUAAUUUUGAUACAGAAAUUUUGUUUGCAAUUUUGAUUAAGUUGCUCUGUGAUAAUUAUAAAUACUUGUGAACAGAAUUAGAAACCUGUAGUUAUUUAUUUUUUUGUACUUGACUAGUCAUAUUUGUGUGACAAGCUAUUUUUUAAGUGUGUAUGUGUGUGUAAGACAUGUAGUGUAAGUGCCCUGACUCUGACAGCAUCUGCAGUUUUAAAGGAGCACAGAGCUUGGAAUAAAUUGGACAGAGGAAUAAAAUUUCUACAGGUUUU